AUGCCGAAAGUCUAUGCGAAAACCAAAAGAUCUAACACGAGAUUCAGAAAGGACCUCAUAUCAAGCAGCCAAUAUGUCAGACCGUACUACAUAAAGGACUUCAAAUACAUAAGCCCCGAAGUUCUGGUCGCUAGGAAAAAUGGGAACAAGUUUGCGAAGAGCGAUGGCUGCGGUUUCGUCAAACUGUGGUUACAUGAAGUGCUGAAAGGGUUCAAACAAUUCCUUUACGAAGGCUCUCUCCAUGGCGUGAAGUACAUCUUCGAGCCUACCUUCAGCCACAAAGAACGUGUCACGUGGAUCGUGAUUGUGGUCCUCAGCAUCAGCAUUUGCGCCAUGAACAUCAUCCAGUUGGUUCUCAAAUGGACUUCCACACCGUUUGUCAACGUCAUCGACUCAUUACCGACACCGAUAUGGGCUGUUCCAUUUCCGAGCGUUGUUUUGUGCCCUCAUUUACACGUUAAACUGUCGUUUGCUAAUGUUUCCGAAAUAGAUCGAUUCUUCGCAUCGGUGAUGUGCCCUGAAAUGAACAAAGAAGGGAAAAUAUUAGAAAUUAAACAUAGGCUCACUUAUAAAGAAAAUGAGAUGCUGCAAAAGUUUAUUAUGAAGGGUUCGCCAACUUGCUCAGACUUGGUCAAAGUGUGCCAUUGGCGUUCGGAAUACGAAACUGAGUGGUUCAGAAAGGAUUGCUGCGAGAAACUGCUGAAACCUGUCUUCACUGACUACGGGCUCUGUUACACCUUCAAUAGUCUGCCGUUGAAUGGAAUGACCAAUGAUACCAUAGAAUGGCAGAAAUCAUUUAAUCCAUUUGCUGACACUAUGUCACUUGAAUGGGAUCUUGACAGUGGAUAUCCGAAGAAGUUUCCGCCAACACCUGGGACUUUGCCAUUUAGGGUCAUGGCGUCUGGUGAAGUAAAUGGACUUGGAAUCGAACUAUAUUUGAAUACAAGUGAACACCAGUAUGAAUGUGAUGGAAACAACGUGGGAUUUAAUAUAUUAAUAAGUUCACCGACCGACCAUGUCUACACCAGCACGAUUCUACGUCUCCCCAUGGACAGGAUGACAACUGUCGAGGUUUCUCCGAUAUCUUAUAAAACUGACAAUUCUCUGAGGGCUCUGUCACCAGAUCAAAGACAAUGCUUCUUUCAAAAUGAGAGGAAACUUCAGUAUUACGAGUUCUAUACGGACACCAACUGCAAACUAGAUUUGCGGAUUAGAGAAACCAUAAAAGAAUGUAAAUGCUCCUUGUACAAUUGGCCGAGAAAACACGUUUGGAGUCCAAUAUGUUCGACAAAAUCGGACUUUCAAUGUGUUUCACAAGUUAAGGCCAGAGUAGGAGAACAGCUCAUCUUCGCUUACUACGCCGACAGCGAGGAGCAAAGGAAACCGCACGAAGACGCAACAUCUUGCUACCCAGCGUGCAACGACGUGCUGUACUCAACCCAAGUUUACUACUCCGACCUCAUGAAAGAUCCAGUGGAAGCCAAAAUUGAUUGGAGUCCAUCUCAAAAAGGCGAACGGACACGUAUAAAUGUACAUUUCUACAACGAUAUGUUCUUGGGGCAGCAUCGUCAUGCUCAAUACGACGACUAUUAUUUCGCAGGUGCUAUAGGAGGUCUACUGAGUCUCUUCCUGGGAUUCAGCAUUAUCAGUGUAGCAGAAUUAGUGUACUUUGUUAUGUUGAAACCGAUACACAUAGCUUUCAAAGGUACCUAG
Molecule: messenger RNA, 1713 nt
Organism: Pararge aegeria (speckled wood butterfly)
Lineage: Eukaryota; Metazoa; Arthropoda; Insecta; Lepidoptera; Nymphalidae
Product: pickpocket protein 28-like
Exons: 10
Coding region: 1-1713 (570 amino acids)
Biological process (GO): sodium ion transmembrane transport
Cellular component (GO): membrane
Molecular function (GO): ligand-gated sodium channel activity
Source: RefSeq, a predicted model, not a curated record